Bathycoccus prasinos is the source of this 822-nucleotide messenger RNA. RefSeq lists its product with no specific name. The record is from RefSeq and is a predicted model, not a curated record. The coding region runs from base 1 to 822 and encodes 273 amino acids. The transcript has a single exon. NCBI's taxonomy places the organism in Eukaryota, Viridiplantae, Chlorophyta, Mamiellophyceae, Mamiellales, Bathycoccaceae.
AUGGAUUCGACGAAUUUCGAUAAAAUGUUUAACCGGAAAGCUGCGGAGUAUUUGAACGCGAACGGAAAGAAGGACGAUGAUUUAAUGGAACGAGAGGUGAGGAUACCGGAACACAUGUUACCCAAGAAAAUCGUUUUGGAUGAUGAUGAUGCGAAGAAAGAAAAGAAGAUGGUGGAGGAAAACGAGGAGGAGUUGGGAAAGACGAUCCCGGAACAGAUUCUAGAGGCGUACAAGAACCAAAAUUACUUCAAAGCUUUAGCGGUUGCGGAACCGACGGCGGACGAUAUCGGCGACCCGAUUUGGCCUGUCACCGUCGCGGAAUUAUCCAAAGCGUUUCGUAAGAGAAGUUUACUCACGCACCCGGAUAAGAAUCCGGGCGAUAAGAAAGCUCGAGAGGCGUUCGAUGUGUUGUCCGAGUGUCAUCAAAAGUUGAAGAACGAAGAGACGAAACGAGAGGCGUUGAACGCGUUCGCGAAGAAGGCGUUCGAGAGGAUGUGUGCGGACGAUCCCGAGUUACGCGCGAGAGCGACGAAAAUGAGGGAGAGAAAAGAGGCUGGAGAUUUUCAGACGGAGAUUAAGCGGCAAAGAGAGGAAGGGAUGGAGAAGAGGAAAAGAAAGGAGGAGAUGAAGAUGAAGAGUAAAAACAGACGAGGCAAGGAAGAGGACGAAGACGAAGAGGCGAGGAAGAGGCGAGCGCUGUUAGAGGACGAAGAAGAAGAAGAAGAAAAGAAGAACGACGACGACGAGGACAAGAACGCGGUAGAGCGAGUCCAAGCUGCUUUGCUCAAGAAGAAGAAGAAGAAGAAGUCUUUCCUGUUUUGA